AUGGCUUGUAAAGCAAAGCUUAUGAUUCCUGAGGAUGAGAAGUACGAAGGAAAGCCAUAUGCCCUUUCACACACAAGGACCGCCAUUACAACAAUAAAGGCGAAGUUCAAUACGCAGCAGUUACAGAGGUUCGAGGGAAGUUGUUUUGGUCAUCUAUUACUGAUAGAGGACCUGAAGUGGAAUUCACAAAUUGUCCACGGCCUGUUGAUGAGGAAGGCUGAUCCUAAGACAGUUACACAGGUGAACGGGAUAAAAUUCAUUGUGGGUAACAAGUUGAUACAAUUCACAGCCCAACAAUUUUGCCUCAUCACGGGGCUAAGGUUCGGAAAGCUCCCUUUCAUUCCGAAGGCGACAAAUGAAAAUUGCUCGUUGAAGCGAAAAUACUUCAGCACCAAUAAACCUGCCACCCUUUUGGACCUACACACCGCCUUCAUCGAGUGCACAGAUGAUGAGGAUGCGUUAAAGCUUGGAAUGGUCUAUUUUGCCAAUUUUGUUCUAUUGGGUACUGAAAAGCAUGUGCUUAUUGACAUGCGCUAUUUGAAGUUGGUUGAAGACCUAGAGGAGUUUGACAAUUUGUGCUGA
Messenger RNA from Prunus dulcis (almond), 582 nucleotides. RefSeq lists its product as uncharacterized. The record is from RefSeq and is a predicted model, not a curated record. The transcript has 2 exons. The coding region runs from base 1 to 582 and encodes 193 amino acids. Lineage: Eukaryota; Viridiplantae; Streptophyta; Magnoliopsida; Rosales; Rosaceae.